AUGCCUGCUGGGAGGAGUUCUCUGGACCUGGAGCGGCGCAAGCAGGCCCUGCGUAAACGACUCGCGCUCGACUUCCAGCCGCUGAGGGAUACGCUGACCAAGGGGCUCGAUCUGCUUGUAGAUCCCGAGGCAGCAGUAUUCUGCACUGCGACCGUGGAGGGCUUUUGCAACGCGCUCUUUGCAAUAGCCAUCAAGCAGCUCGCAGAUGCUCCCGCGCCUCGAACAGGACCGCCAGACACCAAGAUCACCGUGUUUCAUCUGCAAGUGGCUCUCCGCAGCCACCCGGAGCUGGCCGAGUUGCUGCAGCGUGCAGAAAGCGCUCGGAUGGCGCUGGAGUUCUUCCUGGACGACGCCACAUCUCGAGCACUUUACGAGCGAAAGCUCAUUGCCAGUCGUGAGGCCAAGCACCUGCUCGGGGAUUCAGCGCCUCCACGAUACGAGCACGAGGAGGAAGGACACAGCGGGCGGCGUGGGCGAGAUGCUGAACAAGAGGAGGAGCUGAUUCGGCGCCACGAACGCACGCGCUCCGAGUGGCAAAAGCGCGAGGACGACCCGUUUUCCGAGGUGGACUUCGCCAUGGUGCUCAAGUGCGUGCACCCGGCCUUCACGCUUUCGUAUAAUGCCACGAUGCUGCUGAGCGCGCUGGUGCGCGAGCUGCUGAAUGAAGUCUGUGCUCGUGCAGACGUGGACGCACUGCAGCGGCGCCGUCACCCGCCCGAGCUUUUGCUCGAGGACUUGCAGGGGCCUCUGCUUGAAGUUUUUUGUGGUGUCUCGACAGGGAAAACGUCUCCGCUCGAGAUCGGUUCAUUGCCCGACAUGGGCUCGCUACACACGCAGAUCGCCAGGACUGCCAUCGAGUGUCUUGCACGAUAUCGACUGCAGUCUCGACGUGGCAAGACGCUCACGCUGCACUUCCGCGUCUACCAACCAGGUAGCAGCUCGGCUCUCCAGCCCUUGCAUGUGCUGCCGGAUGUGGUGAGAGACACCCCGUUCGCGAAGCUACUAGCUCAGAUUCGCACCAAGUGCCACCUCCCCGUGAGCGUGGGUCAUCGAGGCGGCACUUUUAGUGACACCAAAGGGCAUGGUGAGUUCAUCGCCAUCUAUCGAGCACACCAAGUGGAACCGUCGGACACCCCCGCAGCGCUAGCCAUACCGACUGGGGCAGUCGUGUACCUCGUGGCACGCAGGUGGUGGGAUCUCACUCGACGGUCGGAAGCCCGACGCGGGUUAUUAUCAUCGCAGCGGCCGCAGGAUGCGCUGGUGAGGUCGCUCGUAGCAGGAUCCGAGUCCAAGGUCAAGAAGGAGCUUCGUACCGCCGGUGUUGGUGUUCACCAAGUUGAGGAACCUACGCCGCUGGUGCACGCGAAGCUGGGGUUGACCGGCACCGCAAGCAAUAGCUCGCUGUUAUCCAAAUCGAGUAGUUCAAUCUGUUUGUCUAGGAGUCCGACGCGGCUCCCGGCAGCACAGGAGGAAGACAGUCUCUCGGUGUUGCUCCGCGAGCGUGCUGCGGCGAGACGGGAGAAGGAGAUCAAGAAGCGGCGUGCCCUUGCAAGCAGCAGCAGCAACAACAAAAACAAUCUAUGCGAGGAUACAGAUAGCGAAGAAACUUUCGCUCGGCACCACACGAGGUCACAACCACCAGAGACCCUGGACGAGGCAUGGCUCGAGUUCGAGGAGCUAGCUAAGAGCGUGCGCACAACUACGGAGCGUCUAGCGCAAUGGACUCAAAUUUCCAAGGCAGGGGAGGCGGAGCCGCUAAACCUCUCUUUGCAGCAGCUCCAGUCUCUUGAGGGCGAGUGGCGGGCACGGCUGCACUCGACGCAAGAGCUGGCGGGCCGAACGCGGGCGGCGCACCAGCUCGCGGCGCGGAUGCUGAGCCAAGUGCGAUCAGGGCGAGUCCCGUCCAAGGCAGACACGAGCAGCUCGUCCCCUCAGGACGUGUAG
Molecule: messenger RNA, 1944 nt
Organism: Phytophthora sojae
Lineage: Eukaryota; Oomycota; Peronosporomycetes; Peronosporales; Peronosporaceae
Exons: 2
Coding region: 1-1944 (647 amino acids)
Source: RefSeq, a predicted model, not a curated record